Molecule: messenger RNA, 10527 nt
Organism: Sphaeroforma arctica JP610
Lineage: Eukaryota; Ichthyosporea; Ichthyophonida
Exons: 61
Coding region: 304-10146 (3280 amino acids)
Molecular function (GO): glycosyltransferase activity
Source: RefSeq, a predicted model, not a curated record
GUUAGAUUCAUGCACGCAUGCACACGAAAGCACACGCGUGAGGGUAGCGUAUGAGAGCGCAUGCAUAGUCAUAGUCACUCACUUACCCACGCAUAGAUUUUAUAUCGGAAUUCAGAAGGUGGUCCCUUCCGAACUUCUGCGCAAUAAGGCCACUAACCGUGACAGCCUAUUUUUAUAUAAGCACCUUAUAAUAGUAUAUAUAUGAUCAACACCUUUACUCAAACUUUUAAAAUUAGGUCCGACUUAGAUAUUUUUAUUUAUUUAUAUAUCUAAAGAAGGAGCUGUAAUCAGGACACAGCCAAUAUGAACACAACUGAUGCAAAAUUUGUCCUGGGGGGAGUGUGUGGACUACUUAUCAUUAUCUGCGUGCUCCUGAACCGGAGAUUAAUAUUCAAACGAGGCGAGAAAAGCAUCGGUCCAGGUUUGGUGGCGAGGGAGACAACGGAGAAGACUCUGUUGCCACCCACCGCACCGGAUGUCGAUCCCAAAGACGAUAAGCCUCUCCCACCAAAGCCGCCUACUAUCAAAAGCUUCGCGUAUUAUCUCGGCACGGACUCCCCGCAGAUCAGAGAUGAGCUCAACAAGAAAGUGGACAUGGUUAUUGUACGCGGCCCAGGAAAAAUCAGUGGAUCAAGGAGCUCCUCCACUGAUGAGAAACCCUCGAGUGAACUCGGCAUGCUCCCGGAUGGGAACCUGGUGAUGCUGGAUAGGUCUACUGUGGUGGAAGACGACAACAUGAUGUCCUUUCCGAACAUCGUGCAGAGCAAACCUAAGGAGAGGGAAAAUGAUGUGGAUACCAUGUUCAUUGUGCUGGUUGAUCUGAUCUCGUUGUCUGCGGAGGAGAAGACAGGCUACGAGAAGCGCUUCAGGAAGAGGCUGUCGGAUUUUUUGAGUAAAACGGGCUCGAACAACUAUCAGGGUGUUGUCUUUGGCGGGAUCAACGCGUGCACAGGCAUUCUGGGUGUGCAGAUGGUGGCUAAGCUCAUCCAGUCUGCUAAGCUGCAGUUCCCACAGCACCUGUUCUUCAUGGAAGAGGGUGGCUUGGUGUUUGACCACGUGUCAGACUUCGUCAACGGCGUUAUCCUUCUGAACCCAACGCUGGAUCCCAGUGGCAAGCUACGUGUGCGUCUGUACGACAAAGAGACGGAGACCUACAACCAGUUUGUAGCCAAGCUCAACACAGAGAUCGCCAUCCGCACAGACUUCUUUACGCUCGCGUGUGAGGCUGUGAGAGUGCCGCCGCCUGCGGAGUUGGUGGCGAACUUUGUGUCGUUUACGGAGGGGCUUGGGUUUGUGGGAUGGAUGACAACUGACGUCACCAUGCAGAACACCAAUCAAGUGCGUCCGUUGGCUCUGGAUCUGAUGCCCGGAGGUCUCCUUGGAUUGAUCGACAUCUCGGCUGUGGUCAGUUGCUGUAAGGCAGUGGCGGCUGUGACUAAACAACACUCUCUGGUGCUACAGGAUAGCGUGCCGUCACAGGACUGGGAUACCUUUCUCCAAGAGUUGGGCAUGGACGAUGUGAUUGAGGACUACUGCCCCGAGAUCAAGUUCAUUGACCCGGAUGUGUGGAGGCUGGAUAACGACAUGCGCAAAGUGGACAGUCGGUCCUUUCAGCUUGCACUUGCACCUGUAGAUCCGGACUUUCGAGACUGGCCAAGCAAUGAGUGCCGAGGUCAACGUCCUGUCGGUGAAUGGGCGCAUGACUUCAAACACGAGGACCGUAUCCUGGCGUCGCUGAGUUUCCUGCAAGGAGAAGGCCAUCUCAAGAACAUUGCGGAUGUUAUUAAGCUGGAGGUAGUGCCUGAGUCAUUCGACCAGUUUGAAAACAACGUCGUCGAUGCGACAGAACCCUCCUUUGACGAGCUAAUCUCUACCCUGGCUGGGCUGCUAGAAGAACCUACGCCCAGUGCACAGAGUUAUCUGCGCAUGUGCAGCCAAACAGCAGUGCAGGAGCUGCAUGUGCUUAAGGCUGGCCUCAUGCGCAAGGUCAUUAAGGUGUUCACAGCCGAUAAGACGGUGUUCUUCUACCAGAACAAUGCGGAGGAUAAUAUAAACUCUCUGAGCAUUGAGCAACAAAUCGCUCACCAGUGGGAACGGGCCAGCCGAUUCAUGGCAAUGUACGAAGACGCAGACCGUCUACUCAACAUCUACGUAGCCUCAGACCACCCUAGUGUAGCCGAAGCCACGCUGCACUGCUACAUGAAGUACAAGGGCUUUUCCCAGAGCGAGUGUGUGAUAAUGGAACAUCUCAUCGAGGCCCAGGCUAACCCGCGCACGGGCGGUGACUUGACGGUCAAGCCACGCCGCGUAGGAUGGGAGUUGGCGAAUGCACCCCGAGAAGAGUUGAUUGAACUAACACUCAACACAAACGUAACCCAACGACGCAUCCGUGAACGGCGUGAGCUGUCAGACGCCCAACGCGAAGUGCUGUUUCAGUUGUGCGAGUACAUUGCGGUGGUGUCACGUGUGCGCUUGAUCGACGAGGUCAGUGCCACCAGCCGAAGUAUUGCGGAAGUCAAGGCUUUGCUGCAUGAGCCUAAGUCGGAUGUGUUGCGUGAGAUGUGUAACAUGGUGUCGUCUGCCACAGUCAACGCAGACGCACGGCAGUCGUUUGUUGAGCUGUGCACUGCUUUGGAUGAAUAUGUGAAGAAAAACACAGGCAGCUCAGAGAAGGAGGCCAAAGCAGUCACUAAGAUACGCUACUUCUACCGGAUCAUCCACACAGCGUUCCGUCGCGUGGUGCUGCGUGAGCUGUGUCUGAAGGUACAGCAGGUCAAUCCGUUGCCACUGCCUGAUCCCGAUCAGAUCACAGUCAACAUAGAGAUGCAGGUGUCACGUGACAAGAUUGCCUUUCUCUUUGGCCUUAGUAGUAAUCAGCUGGGACGCAUCCUGCACGAUUAUCUGCGUGGUCAAAUAGUGCGAGAGGAGAUCGUGGGCCUUAAGGAAAGCACGCAAGUGGAAUCGGAUGAAGACUCGGAGGAGAGCGUCGCCUUCUUCAAACGCCUGUCCAGUGGCAUGUUCUUCACAGUGCCGGCCAUGCUGGAUGUGUUGCUGAUUCUGUUUGUGCAGUCGGGUAUCUUCAGUUCCUCGCUGAUGAGUAAGAAUGCAGUGAACGUCGUCAACCUGACGUUCCUAAUUGUCUUCACUGUCAUGGGCGGAGUAGCCAACAGUAUUGCGCGUGUGUGCAGCUACUACUUCAGUCAGUACUCUAUCCCCCUCAUGCUGGCGUCCUCCAUGCGAAGAAUUACUGGAGGGCUGCUGUUUGCGUUAUUCUGGUCGGUUGUGGGUGGGGUCGUUGUGGCAGUGAUCACUCCUGAGGCGCCAUGGUGGGGCUUGAUGUGCUUCUUCUACGUCUUCACCUUCUCCGUGUUCUUCAUGUUCAUGUCCACUCUCUUUAUAAUGCAGACGGGCACAGACUUUGUGCUGAAGGGAAAGGGCCCCCGCGCAGUCUUCAUUGCCCUGCUGCUGCUAACUGUGCCGUGCAUUAUCGUCGUGGUUGCCGACAAAGCAUUUCAUUACAGAUUCCCCUUCGAUGUGAUCUUCAUCUACUACGGCUUCAUGGUGAUCUCCACUACCUGGCUGAUGUAUUCGUUCAGAAGCAAUGCCGAGGACUGGCUGCAAUGGCCCAACUCAAUCCAAAUCACAAAGGUGUCCAGCAUUGAAGAAGCCUACAGCACUAAAGUCAAACGGCCCGUGCGCCGUCCCGAGGAGUCUAUCACGGACCACGGCAAACGUGUUAAACGUUUUGAGAAGCGUGCGCGUACGUUCUUUAUGCAGGCGGUAUACGAUCGGUUGGACAAGGAGAAGAAACAGUGGUUCCUGCCCUCACGCUCAUACAAGGAAGGCAGCCCUAUGAAGAUCGUCGAGGAGAGAUGUGGGCAGACCAAAUCGGAGAAGAUUUUGAUGAAUUGGUAUCUCAUGCGCACUGGUCAGGACAAGCCAUUGUACGCAUCCUUCCAAUGGGAUGUCCUUCUCAAGCAGGCGCUGGGUGAGAUCCAUAAGAAGUUUUCUGUGGAGAAGUUGAACCGUGGGGGUCUGCUGUAUGACUUCGAGGGCCAGGCUAUUCUGUUUGGGUGGAUGUACUUCUUCAUGAUCUUCAUCGAUCGCUGGUGCUCUAUCUUCACCGGCAACGGCAUCUUUGUGUUCAUUGCAGACUCUGCGAUUGGAAUCGAGUACUCGUACGGCAUUGGAUGGGCCACUGUGUACAUGCUGUUGUCGGCGGGUACCUUUGAGCUGAAUCUGAGUUCCAUUUCCAUCGCCGAGCGCUCGUGGCUGAGUGUGCGAUUGGGCGCAGAGAAAGCGGAACAGCUGGUAGAAUCACGUAAGGCGCAGAAGCAUCGGUUCUAUCGUGCUGAGCUGGCACGCUUCUUCACAGCCAUCUCCAUCGUCUGUUGCAUCACCACGGCUUUCAUGAUUGUGCUCAAGCCCAGCAAGGGCAUUGACGCGUACAAGUACUACGGCAUUGGAGUACUCUCUUACUCUGGCUUGCUGCUGGGUCUCUUCCACAAGCUGUUCCUGGCCCCCAAGGAAGGCGCCAUCAACGCGUGCCUGUUCACGGGCAUUGUGGUGGGGUUGUUGGUAGGUAUAGUGCUGACCAUCUUCCUGGGCUCUGUGUGGAGUCUGUCUGCCCUCACUGCCGGGUCGUGGACCUUUGGCAUUCUGGUCAUGUUCCUCUACAAGCGAGAGAUCCGAGUGCACCGAGGUGUGGCCCUGUCCCCCACUCUCAUGUCUUCGGGACAAGAGUGGUAUGGUGUGGAUGGCGUGGCUGGUGAGCAGAAUGUCCGAGAUCGUGUCCUCAAACCUCUGCUUAAGGACCGGUCCUCACGCCUGCAGAUCAGGCCAGACCAGGCAAUCGGCAAACAGGCGGUCGAGAUGAUCCGCAACACCGCCGCCCAUUAUGACUCGUUGCCCUCCGUAGUCAAAUCCGCCUAUCCCAAUGGCGCCAGGUCACUCAGUACUAUCGCCGAUGCGCUGGAACGGGGCAAAAUCAAGGCAUACAUGGUGCUACACACCAGUCUGUGGGUAGAUAAGGACCCCCUAAACGCACAGGGGUACUCAGCCCUGAGUGAGUAUGACAUGGCUAAGGAUAGGCUCAGAGUGUUCAUAGCCACUCCUUCAGGCGGAGCGGCCGAUAUCAUGGUACAGAUAGUAGCCGAAGCCAUCGUCCACGAGUACAUGGAAUCGUUUGGCAUGUCACACAACCAUGCCACAGUGUCGGAGAUACUGCUGGACGACCGCGUGCGGCUACCUCAGCGUGUGUCGUAUCACAUCGCAACAAUGAACGGCAACGCUCUGGUGGAUGUGAAGGCGAGCUUUGGCGCCAAUGUGUUCAAGGAGGCGCUGCUGCUCGUGGAUGUGGCGACGGAAUGGCAGAAGGUGCCAGAGAGCAUUCGCAUCUUCAUUGUGGACUACUGUCUGCAGUUCUAUGAUCUGGUGCACAAUGUCAUCAACACACAGACAAUUGAUAUGCGGCAACUGCCCUCCACCAGCAACAUAUCAGCCAGUGACAUGGUCAUGUACCGGUCCAUGGUAGGGGGCACCCCAGGCGAGGAGCUCGAGACGGUGGAGAGUCAGAUUGAGUCGAGUGUAGCUCGGUCGUGUCUGGGGUAUGAGCUGUCGCUGCGGGUGAAUGAAGUGGUGGACAUAAUGUUGGACCAGUUGACGCCUCAGGACUUCUUCUCACCGCACGAUGUGCUGGAGGAUACCUUCUCCGAUGAUGUGUCUCUGGCCUAUUCGCAGUGGUUUAUGUACCGCCUCAAUAACUUUUUCAGGUUGACGUUUAUGGCCUUUACUGCGGACCCUCGCAUUGGGCGUGAGAUGUGGUUUGGUGAGUGCUUGCCUGCAUGGUUGGCCCAUCUGCUUCUACCUACACUCCAUGCUACAGCCCGUCACAUUCUGCUGAGGAUGGAGCUCACCUUCUUACUCAGAUCAAAACACGUGCAACACUUCCUGUCACGCACUCGUCGUGGGUUGAACCGUGAGAUCUUCAACCUACAGAACCUACUCAGCAGCAAACCCAAGGACCCCUGCUACAUCAAGUACUACGACGCAGAGGUGCCCCUCACGGCCUUUGUGCAGCCGCCGAAUGCUGGGGCUGUCAAAGACGCGGCUGGCUUGUCCGUGCCGUUGGUAGAUCAGCCUCUGCUGAUUCACCAUUUCCAGGGUCUGCACACGGUCGUUCCCAAGGCAACACCAUCGAUUGUCAGCACGUACCAACGGGGAGCCAAGCGACCACGUCUGUUGAAGCAGUUCUUAGCAGGGGAGGGUCCGCAGAGACAGGGGCUGACGGUGUUCUACCACUACGAACCCCAUGUGCCGUACUAUCCCACGGCGGCGUUCUUCUUCUUGGGCAAUCUGGCGGCCAUUGAAGACGCGACCGAUGAGCUACGCUACAUGGCAUUGGCUUAUGAUCCCAAGUCGGGCAAUGUAUCUGCUGGCACGUUGUAUCGCACGCAAGUGGGUGUGGGCAAGGGAUCGCUGGUGAAUGAGUUUGAGGCGCGCUUCUUCUACGAGGAUAAUGGUGCGGGUGCCCCUAUCACCAGGGCCUUCUAUGUGUCUGUUACGGAGAAGUGGUCUAUGCUGGUGCAGUAUGCUGGAAAGGUGAGCGGCGAGGAUCAGCCGCACAUCUCUUAUGUGGACUACGUAGACCCUCACAACAUCAAGUGCCGUACGCAUUACUCCUACACCCAUCCGCUGCACCCCACUCUGCAGACCAUGAAGCUUCGCACAGGUAACAUCGCACAUCGGAAGGUCAAAGUAGAGACUCCGUUGGUGAUCAAGAACGAUCCAUACCAACUGAUCAAUGCACUACCGCCACGCGGCAUCUACCACUACGACAUGCUACUCACCCACGGCCUCAGGGAGAAGCGACGCGGCAACUACUUCGGGCAGCAGUGGACUGAGUUCUACUCCCGUGCUGCUACAACACAGCGCAAGCGAAUGGAACUGUGGACACUGUGGCGCUCAGGGUUCAUUGAGGGAGCCUUCGCUAUGGACAUUGACGAAGUCUUCCUGCGAGAAGAACCUAUCCUCAAGCGCUACUGGAAAUUCCGUGACCGUGGCGACAAGGCCGGUGCGCGUGACCAGAUAGACCACCACCUGGUUGCUAUCUCUAACCUGGUAGUACGAGACACCCCCAACACACGCACACACUUGCAACUGCGCAUAAGUGAUCUACAGGGCCUCGGCUGUGGCGGUGACUCGUCCGAGAUCACGUCGCUGGAUGUGAGCACAGACAUGAACCGGGAGAAUCUGCAGGUACUUUCGCUUGACUCUGGCACAUGGCCUACGGGUGGGGGUGGUGUGGGCAGUUGUCGUCGUGAUCUGAUUGACAAUCUCAACCGCGUGCGCUGGACGGCCAUUGCGGAAAUCGGAACCGAUUCAGAGAUGGUGCAGAAGGGAUACCAAGCCGAGCGUUUUGUGAAUGCCAUUGACUACGUGCCCUUGUGGGGACUGGAUAUGGGAACACCCAACCAGCAUGUGUUGUCUGACCAGCCGUACGGCGAGUUGCAGCUGAAGGCCAAACGUACGACGGACAAUAUUGUGAAGCGCAACUUCAUUCCGUUGCUACAGCAACUGAUCUAUGGGAUGAACCAGACGGACUUCAAGCCCUACCACACCACACUGUACGCCAACAUGUUUGUGAAGCUGCACCUGUACUUCCAGGAGUUUGAUUGGCUGACCUCGUGGGACCACGAGUACUCACGCCGUGCAUGGUACCGCACAUGGUUCCAGGUGCUCAACGACGCCAACAGGGGACGCUUCAACGCCAACCACAAGCAGAAGUUUAAUAACCGCCAGCCAGGGUUUAAUGACCCUGAUGACGGAGCCGCUGACUACUAUCUGCAGUUGGAGAUGCCUACGCUGGAGGAUCUAGAUGCGCUGUAUGAGCUGAUUGUGCGUCUGCUCUUCCCCAUUGCCGCACGCUUCCCGCGGCUGUCUGUGGUCCAUGCCUCCCACCACGGCAUCCAGUCUCUGUUGGGAGUUAUCUCCAAGACCAUGUACGGUUCGUCCCUGAUUAUCUGGGAUCAUGGGGUGUUGUGGCGUGAGCGUCUACUGGCCCUGUCCACUCUACCGCCCCAGGUCAUGGCUAAGUUCGUGCAGAUUGGGUUUGUGGGUCUGACGCGCCUUUCGGCGACACUCGCGUACAACGCAGCGAACUGUGUGUGCCCGUGCACUUCUAUCCAGAACGUCCAGUGGGAGGCCUAUCUCGGCGGAGGCAAGUACAGCAACGAUACGAUGGAGCGUAUGAUCUACCGUAAGAUCUCACCCGUGCUCAACGGAAUGGAUGUGAACCGUUUCCGUAUCGACAAGUCGAAGGAAAAGGACAACCCCACGACCGUGAUGCUGUCCCACGUCAAUCGUAUCAAGGAUGUGCUCAACGCCAUUGAGGCCGCCGCGGUCAUCGUGCACGAAUACGGACUGAAAGAGUACAAGUUGCUGGUGUAUGGAUCUCUGGACUCGGAUCCGUUGUACGCCAACGAGUGUGCCAAUGCAAUCAUUGCGCUUAAUUUGGCGGAGAAUGCCUUCCUGUGUGGUUUAGGUAACCCUGCGCUGGUGCUGCCCCAAGGAUGGGUGUUUGUGAACAGUUCGGUAUCUGAGGGUCUGCCCUUGGCCAUUGGUGAAGCAGGACUCACUGGACUGCCUGUGGUGUGCACGGAUGUAGGUGGAUCUCGAGAGGUGCUGAGUGACACCACUCCGGGCGAAACCAUUGAUCCGCUCAUUACUUACGGGCGCAUUGUGGCCCCUCGCGCACCCGCCGAUCUCGCGCGAGCACAACUGGAGAUUAUGGGACUGUUGGAUGGUGUGGAACGAAUUGUGGACCCAAAGUACACGGACGACGAUGUCAAGCUGGAGGACAUCCGACACGACCACUCACAACUACUAGGCCGAUUAAUGGACCCCCGAAUCAAGGCCAAAAGGCGGCGCCUGGGGCUGCUACUGCGAUCGCGCGUAUUCAGAGUGUUCCCCAUCUCUCGGUACUUGCGUGAGCACGAGCAGCAGAUCUGGAUCUCUGCGCUGCAGUGUCAGCAUUGGGAUCUGUGGCAAAUGGUGCAGCGCUUUGUGAUGCCCCGAAGGCGUGACCCCAACCGACCGCAGGAGAUGCUCGAAGACGGCGAAGAUGAUAUCAGGGACGACGAUUUGUCAGGUGGUCUCAUGGCCUUCACCCACGCCACCGCGGCACUGGCGCCCAAGGUGCAGGAGAUACGCACAGAGAUCCGGUCAGAAAGUACCGAACCUCUAAACCCCCCAGCGGAAGCCGUAGCCCCAUCCUCUACGCCGCCUAAGGUGGCUGCACGCCCACAGUUUCUGCUGGCAGAUGCCGACGAAAAGGACCGCGAGGGCAUGAAGACUAUACAACUGCCCGAGUUGAAGGCCAUGAGCAACAACGCAGACACCUCCGAACGCUCGGAAGUCGCGAGAGAUGACGAUGACGAGGAUGUCUUCUUUAGAAACCUGCCACCCACGCCAGAGACUUCGAAUCCCACCAAGGGCUCUUUUGGCGCUGGAGAUUAUGGACAAACUGAGUCCAAUUUGGAGAUCGUGGUGCCUGACAGUCAGAAGAACAUUCUGGGCGAUAGAUACGGCCCUAUCCCCGUGCGCCGCAAUACAGCCGUGUUGACGGUAACGGAUGUUUCGAUGAGCGAAGAUGGGGAGGACCAAGUAACGCGCCCGCCAAAGAUCGGAGCACCCGUUCUACCUACCGGAGAUGCGGAAUUGGUUGGAGAUGUCGACGCAGCACUCUCUGUGGAAAGGCAGAACACCAUCAUCCAGGCCAAGCAACCUGAGGACGUGUCAGCGCAAUUAGGAAACAUUGUGGAACGACAUCGUCGGCGUAAAACAAUCACAGAUGUCCAGGGCAGAACCAAGCGAGAGCAGUCAUUGGUGGCCAAGACACUCAAGCGAAAUGCGGAACACCAAACACCCUUGGCUAUGACGCUGCGUGAGAAGAUACAAAGAGACGAAGAGAAGGCACACCGUAGAGAAAACAAAUCGGGUGAAAACCUGCACAUUACUCGCACGCAAAGUCUUGCGCACGAGCCCGCGACUUCCAGGUCUAGCGAUCCCGAACGACAGCCAAUACCUCCCCGCGACUACGCAAAGGACACUCUACACAGGCACAGACAGGACGAUGCAAAAAAAUAGGCGGCAUGCGGACAACGAUCAUAUGCUAUAGAGAGUUUAGAGACGACUGCAUAUAAAUAAGACUGCAGUUGUGAUGGAAUGCAGAGCGAUAUGUGAUUGAAAAUAUAUCUGUAUGCCGUGGCUCCCGUGUUGUGCCGUACAUGUGUGUGCUCGGGUUCGUGGCGGAGACCAGUACAGUGGAGAUCCGAGGCGAUGUGAAUUUAGUUUUUUGGAUUUAAGGAUCGAAACGAUAUGAAUUACUUUUAUGUAUGAUAGAAAGGAUAAUGCAAAGGCAUUCAGAUCUUCUGUGCUGCAACGGCUUCACCAACCACGCAACACGCUUCGCAGAAAAUUGGAUGCGCAGUAUACUUUUAAUUUAAUAAACUUAUAGCACGACAGGCA